Ilex paraguariensis (yerba mate) is the source of this 1252-nucleotide messenger RNA. Lineage: Eukaryota; Viridiplantae; Streptophyta; Magnoliopsida; Aquifoliales; Aquifoliaceae. The record is from the annotation of a GenBank genome assembly.
GGAACUUGAUCUUUGAAGCAUCAUGACCAUAGAUUUAGGCUAAGAUUUAUAACAAGACCUCAAGAAAUUAGUCAAUUAUAAUCAAUUUCCUACCAAACUCCUAUUUUAAUAGAUGAUUUGUUAGUAUGGAUUAUCUUGAUCUUCCAAGUCUCCAGGAUUUUUUCUAAACAUAAAAUAUAAAUGACAUAAAACUUUGGGCCUAUGUAUUGUGCCCACAGCCUCUCCACCUUUUGCCCAUUUCCUGAUCUUAAGAUUAACAUUUGGUACUUAUUCUCUCAUGCUAUUCAGGUUUAUUAGUUGAAAAUAACUCGUAUUUUUGUUGGGUUGUUGCAAUUUACAGCUGUUGGAUGAGAUGAUAGACAAUGGCUUCCCUCUCACAACAGAACCUAAUAUCCUAAGAGAGAUGAUUGCUCCUCCAAAUAUUGUUAGUAAAAUGUUGAGUGUUGUGACCGGUAACAGUUCCAACAUGAGCAAUAACCUUCCCGGUGCGACAGCAUCUUGUGUCCCAUGGAGAACAACAGACCUGAAGCAUGCAAAAAAUGAAGUUUAUGUUGAUUUGGUUGAAGAAAUGGAUGCAAUUAUAAACAGGGAUGGGGUCAUGGUGAAAUGUGAGAUAUAUGGUGAGGUUCAAGUGAACUCCCAUCUUUCAGGUCUUCCUGAUUUGACUCUUUCAUUUGCAAAUCCUUCCAUCCUGAAUGAUGUGAGAUUUCAUCCCUGUGUUCGGUUUCGUCCGUGGGAAUCAAACCAAAUUUUGUCUUUUGUUCCUCCAGAUGGACAGUUUAAGCUCAUGAGUUACAGGGUUAACAAGUUGAAGGGUAUUCCGAUAUACGUAAAGCCACAGCUAACUUCGGAUUCUGGGACGUGCCGUAUUAAUGUGUUAGUUGGAAUACGAAAUGAUCCUGGAAAGACAGUUGAUUCGGUCUCUGUUCAAUUCCAACUUCCUCCAUGCAUUUUAUCAGCUGAUCUAUCUUCAAACCAUGGAACGGUGAACAUUCUUGCUAAUAAGACCUGCUGUUGGUCUAUCGGACGGAUCCCCAAGGACAAAGCCCCCUCAUUGUCAGGAACAUUAGUGUUAGAGAUAGGUUUAGAGCGUCUUCUUGUAUCUCCCACUUUUCAGGUGGGGUUCAGGAUCAUGGGUGUUGCUCUCUCUGGCCUGCAAAUAGAUAAAUUGGAUCUGAAGAAUCAACCAACUCGUCCUUACAAAGGUUUCCGAGCUCUCACUAGAGCUGGAGAAUAUGAAGUUAGGUCUUAG